This is a messenger RNA of Otolemur garnettii (small-eared galago), 2140 nucleotides long. It is a transcript of the gene CYP2J2, whose product is annotated as cytochrome P450 2J2. Bases 69 to 1565 code for a protein of 498 amino acids. Gene Ontology annotation, cellular component: cytoplasm; intracellular membrane-bounded organelle. The record is from RefSeq and is a predicted model, not a curated record. Lineage: Eukaryota; Metazoa; Chordata; Mammalia; Primates; Galagidae. The transcript has 9 exons. Gene Ontology annotation, molecular function: oxidoreductase activity, acting on paired donors, with incorporation or reduction of molecular oxygen, reduced flavin or flavoprotein as one donor, and incorporation of one atom of oxygen; iron ion binding; heme binding. Gene Ontology annotation, biological process: xenobiotic metabolic process.
GCGAACUGCAGAGACAGCUGCCUUCGGGACACCUGAGAGCUCGCGUCAUCCCUGACCUGCUCCUGGCGAUGGGCUUCCUGCAGGCCGCCCUCUGGGCAGUGCUCCAUCCCCAGACCCUCCUGCUGGGUGCUGUCACUUUUCUGUUCUUCGCUGACUUCCUCAAAAGCCGGCGACCAAAGAACUACCCGCCAGGGCCUUGGCGCCUGCCCUUCGUUGGCAACUUCUUCCUCCUGGGCUUUGAGCAGUCGCACCUGACACUUCAGCGGUUUGUGAAGAAAUAUGGGAACAUUCUUAGCCUGGACUUGGGGAACAUAUCUUCAGUUGUUAUUACGGGAUUGCCCCUGAUCAGAGAAGCCCUUACCAACAUGGGCCAAAACUUUGUGAACCGCCCUGUUUCCCCCAUGCGAGAACGCAUCUUUAAGGGAAAUGGAUUGAUCAUGUCCAAUGGCCAAGUAUGGAAGGAGCAAAGAAGGUUCGCCCUGGCGGCACUGAGGAACUUUGGCUUAGGGAGGAAGAGCUUAGAGGAACGCAUUCAGGAGGAGGCCCACCACCUCGUUGAGGCAGUAAAAGAGGAGAACGGGCAGCCUUUUGACCCUCACUUCAAAAUCAACAAUGCAGUUUCCAAUAUCAUUUGCUCCAUCACCUUUGGGAAGCGAUUUGAGUACCAGGAUGGUGAGUUUCAGGAGCUGCUGAGGUUACUGGAUGAGGCCACAUACAUGGAGGCUUCAGUGGCAAGCCAGCUCUACACUAUCUUUCCAUGGAUAAUGAAGUUCCUUCCUGGUUCUCACCAAACUGUCUUCAGAAACUGGGAAAAACUGAGAUUGUUUGUGGCUCACAUCAUUGAAAAGCACAAGAGAGAUUGGAAUCCUGAUGAAACAAGAGACUUCAUUGACACUUACCUCAAGGAAAUUGCCAAGAAUGCCAGCAAUGCCGCCUCAAGUUUCCAUGAAGAGAAUCUCAUCUGGUGCACUCUGGACCUCUUCUUUGCUGGAACUGAGACAACUUCCACCACCCUACGCUGGGGGCUGCUUUACAUGGCCCUCUACCCAGACAUCCAAGAGAAAGUACACGCUGAGAUUGACAGAGUGAUUGGCCAGGAGCAGCUGCCAAGCGUCGCCGCCCGGGAGUCCCUGCCCUACACCAACGCCGUCAUCCAUGAGGUGCAGAGGAUGGGCAACAUCGUCCCCCUGAACGUUCCCAGGGAAGUGGCGGCUGACACCACCUUGGCUGGGUACCACCUGCCCAAGGGCACUAUGGUCUUGACCAAUCUGACCGCACUGCACAGGGACCCCGCCGAGUGGGCCACACCGGACACGUUCAAUCCUGAGCAUUUUCUGGAGAAUGGACAGUUUAAGAAAAGGGAAGCCUUCCUGCCUUUCUCGAUAGGAAAGCGGGUUUGCCUUGGAGAACAGUUGGCCAGGACUGAGCUGUUUAUUUUCUUCACUUGCCUUAUGCAAAAAUUUACCUUCAGGCCCCCAGACAAUGAGAAGCUGAGCCCCAAGUUCAGAAUGGGCGUCACCCUUUCCCCAGUCAAACACCGUCUCUGCGCUGUUCCUCGGGGGUGACCUCAUUAGGAAAGGAAAGGAGAAAGUGAGAAGAAAUGGACUGUGUUCUGAAGCCACUGCUGAUGCCAUAGAUAUGAGGGGCCAAAAUGAUAAUGACCCUGAGGAAUUAGACACAGAAGAAACCAUAUCCAAGUCCUGGCUUUGCUGUCUCCUUUAAAUUAACCUUGGAAAAACCACUUAAGUGCUAAACAAUUUACCUUUUCAUCCAGGAAAUGAAAAGAAGAUAACGAUGCCUUUCCUAACAGAAAGUUCUUGCAAGAAUCAAAGGAAACAGAGGACGUUAAGUGAGUUGGAAGCCAUAAAGCACAGCAUAAAUGUGGUGUCUGUAAUGUGCCUCCUUCCCGCCUCCUUUGUUACACAGUAUUUUUGCCUGUGCCCUUUGAGAUAGCACAAGGCAAAAUGGUGCAAAAUAAUCACUAAGGUUAUGGGUCCUGGGGGCGGUGCCUGUGGCUCAAAGGGAGUAGGGCUCCACCCCAUAUGCCGGAGGUGGUGGGUUCAAACAGAGCCCCAGCCAAAAACUGCAAAAAUAAAUAAAUAAAUAAAUAAGUGGGCCCUGGGAGCAGGGUCAGAGGUGA